Molecule: messenger RNA, 2124 nt
Organism: Caenorhabditis bovis
Lineage: Eukaryota; Metazoa; Nematoda; Chromadorea; Rhabditida; Rhabditidae
Source: the annotation of a GenBank genome assembly
AUGGCUGACUUGGAAGCGGUGCUGGCUGACGUCAGCUACCUGAUGGCAAUGGAGAAGAGCCGAAGUCAGCCGGCGGCGCGUGCCAGCAAACGAAUUGUGUUGCCCGAUCCGAGUGUGCGCAGCAUUAUGCAAAAGUAUCUCGAGAAGACCGGCGAGAUCAAAUUCGAGAAGAUUUUCAAUCAAAAGCUCGGUUUUCUGCUCCUCAAAGAUUUCGCCGAAAACGUUUCGGAGAAUGCGUGUCCGCAAAUCAAGUUCUACGAGGCGAUCAAAGAGUAUGAGAAAAUGGAAACACCUGAGGAGCGGCUGACAAAAGCGCGCGAGAUCUACGAUCAUCACAUAAUGGUGGAAAUGCUCGCACACUCUCAUAAUUAUUCGAAGGAAUCUCUUCAGCACGUUCAAUAUCAUCUGCUGAAAGGAAAUGUGCCUCCGGAUUUGUUUCAGCGAUAUGUCGUCGAGAUCUGCGAACAACUGAAAGGCGACAUUUUCCAAAAGUUCCUCGAAAGUGAGAAAUUCACGCGCUUCUGCCAGUGGAAAAAUCUUGAGCUGAAUAUGCAGCUGACGAUGAACGACUUUUCGGUUCAUCGAAUUAUCGGUCGUGGCGGAUUCGGAGAAGUUUACGGGUGUAGAAAGGCGGAUACGGGCAAAAUGUACGCGAUGAAAUGUCUGGACAAAAAGCGAAUCAAGAUGAAGCAGGGAGAAACUCUUGCGCUCAAUGAGCGUAUCAUGUUGAGCCUUGUCUCAACCGGACAAGAUUGUCCAUUCAUUGUAUGUAUGACUUAUGCGUUCCAGUCGCCCGACAAAUUGUGCUUCAUUUUGGAUCUGAUGAACGGAGGAGAUCUUCAUUAUCACCUCUCGCAGCACGGUGUGUUCAGUGAGCAAGAAAUGCUGUUUUACGCUUCGGAGGUGAUUCUCGGUCUCGAGCACAUGCACAAUCGGUUUGUCGUCUACCGCGAUCUCAAACCAGCCAACAUUCUUCUCGAUGAGAAUGGACAUGUUCGUGUUUCCGAUUUGGGAUUGGCUUGCGAUUUUUCGAAAAAGAAGCCGCACGCGAGUGUCGGAACACACGGCUACAUGGCUCCGGAAGUGCUCGCGAAAGGCGUCGCCUACGACUCAUCGGCUGAUUGGUUCUCGCUCGGUUGCAUGCUCUUCAAACUUUUAAAGGGCCAUUCGCCAUUCCGGCAGCACAAGAGCAAAGACAAGAAUGAGAUCGAUAAAAUGACUCUCACACAGGAUAUCGAACUACCAAAUGAGGGAUUAUCGCGAGAUUGCCGCGAUUUACUCGAAGGUCUCCUCAAAAGGGAUGUGCCCGAUCGACUCGGAUGCCGUGGAAGGGGCCCAUUGGAAGUCAAGGAGCACGCGUUCUUCAAGGACGUCGAUUGGCAGACGGUCUAUCUACGUCGAAUGUCGCCCCCUUUGAUUCCACCGCGAGGUGAAGUCAAUGCCGCCGACGCAUUUGAUAUCGGAAACUUCGAUGACGACGAGGUGAAAGGAGUUAAGCUGACGGAAGCUGAUAGCGAACUCUACAAGAACUUCAACAUCACAAUUUCGGAAAGGUGGCAGAAUGAGGUGGCUGAAACGAUAUUCGAAGUUGUGAAUCAGGAUGCGGAUAAAGCUGAAAAUAAAAAACGAUCAAAGCAAAAGAUUAAAGUGGCUAUCGAUGAAAAAGACUCUGACGUCAUUGUGCAUGGUUAUAUCAAAAAACUUGGCGGUCCAUUCACAUCAGCAUGGCAAACGCGCUACGGGAAAUUAUAUCCAUCGCGUCUCGAGUUGUAUCCGGAAUCGUUGUCCGGAAAACCGGAGCUCGUUUUCAUGGAUCAGAUCGAGGAUGUGUGCAUUGAUUUGCAAACCGUCAAAGGCGAGAAUGCGAUUGUUGUGAAAUUACGCGAUGGAUUCAAAGAGCCGAGAAUUAGCUUGACAAACUCGGAUGAGAUCAGUUUGAAAGAAUGGCACACUUCGCUUCGAACCGCCCAUAAAGUCUCGUCGGAACUGCUGCAACGAAUGGGUCGAAAGGCGAUCAAAAUCUAUGGCAUCAAUCAUGAUCCGAUGCUGUCGGACAGCGAACGGCCGGGAUCAGUCACACGCGCAUAUCUUAAUCGGGCCAGCAGCGUCGAUUCCGGUGUAUAG